This is a messenger RNA of Dermatophagoides farinae (American house dust mite), 1901 nucleotides long. Its product is annotated as WD repeat-containing protein 1 l(2)09851. The record is from RefSeq and is a predicted model, not a curated record. NCBI's taxonomy places the organism in Eukaryota, Metazoa, Arthropoda, Arachnida, Sarcoptiformes, Pyroglyphidae. Gene Ontology annotation, biological process: ribosome biogenesis. Gene Ontology annotation, molecular function: protein binding. Gene Ontology annotation, cellular component: nucleolus.
AUACACGUGCACAUCGGCUAAUGAUUUCGCAUUGCAUAUACUAAAAACCACGUUUCAACAUAAAACUGUUUGAUUAAUUUUUUCAAACAAUAAAUAUAAUGACCAUAUUAUCAAAUAUCGUUGAUGAUGAUGAUGAUGGUAAACAACAAGAAUCGACAAAUUCAGAAUAUGACGAUAUGGAAGCCAAUAAUAACAACGAUAAUAAUGAUGAUGAUGAUGAAUCAUGUUCAUCCGAUUCUGAUUAUCUAGAUGAUGAAGAAGUUGAUGAUGAUUAUGAUGACGACGAUAACAACAACGAUGACAAUGAUGGCCAAAGUGCCAGUAGUUCAACAUCCCAAAAACGAAUAUAUGUACCAAAUAUUUCAAAAUUAUCAUCCGACGAUAAUGUUGAACAAUUGGAAUGUGAUUAUUCCGCCUAUGUUGUAUAUCAUAAAGCUGAAACAGGAUUUCCAUGUCUUAGUUUUGAUAUUGUUGAAGAUCAAUUUGGUUCAGGUGAACAACGUUCACAAACAUUUCCAAUGACAGCAUAUCUAGUUGCCGGUACACAAGCGGAUAAAGAUCAUCAUAAUCGUUUAUUGGCAAUGAAAUUUUCCAAUAUGAAUCCUGUUGAUGAUAAAAAACAUAACAACGAUGAUGACGAUGACGACGAUGAUGAAGAUGAAGAGGAAGAAACGUUACCCGAUUUAUCCUGCGCAUCGAUUCCACAUUCCGGUUGUGUUAAUCGUAUACGUUGUCGGCGAAUCGGUGAUAAAUUGAUUGUAGCCAAUUGGUCCGACCAUGGUGCCGUACAUUUGUGGAACAUGACCGAUGCAUUAAAUACUUGUGAUGAAGGUGAUUCACAACGUAUAGCCGAUUUUAAUAAACAAAAUUUACAUACAAAACCUAUUUAUUCAUUUAAUGGUCAUCAUUCUCCGGGUUUCGGUUUGGAUUGGUCACCUGUCAACGAUGGUGUAUUAGCUACUGGCGAUUCACAGAAACAUAUUUUCAUAUGGAAUGUUUCGGAUGAUGGAUGGAAAGUUGAUCAACUACCAUUGAUUGGUCAUGAAUCAUCAGUGGAAGAUAUACAAUGGUCACCGAAUGAAUCUACAAUAUUAAGCUCUUGUUCGGUUGAUCGUUCGAUUCGUAUCUGGGAUACACGUAAUCGACGCCAUGAAUCGGCAAUCAUUAUUGCGGAUGCACAUGAAUCGGAUGUAAAUGUUUUGAGCUGGAAUCGUAUGGAAAAAGCAUUCAUAUUAUCCGGAGGUGAUGAUGGUGUUAUUAAAGUUUGGGAUUUACGACAAGUACGUCGUCAAACAAUUAAAUCAUCGAAUGGUGGUUCAACAUCAUCAUCAACAUCGACAAGUGGUGGUGGUUGUAAACCAGUAGCAACAUUUAAACAACAUAAAGGCCCCAUUACAUCGGUUGAUUGGCAUCGAACCGAUGGUACCGUGUUUGCUGCAUCAAGUGAUGAUCAUCAAAUAACACAAUGGGAUCUAUCGGUUGAAACUGAUGAACAACAAGAUGAUGAUAAAGAAACAUCGGCUAGUAAACGACCCAAAACAGAUGAUUCGAUUAGUGAUGGUGGUAAACAACAACGAAAAGAAAUGGAAGAUGAUCCUAUAAUUGGCAAACUACCACCACAAUUAUUAUUCAUACAUCAAGGACAGAAAGAGGUGAAAGAAAUACAUUGGCAUCCACAGAUACCUGGAUUAUUAAUCUCUACGGCUGCAACUGGAUUCGAUAUAUUUCGUACCGUUUCAGUUUGAAUUAUCAUCAUCAUUCGAGAUUUUCUUGAUAAUGAUUCGAAUUUCCUAUUUUUAUUUUUGACCUUCUGCCUUUUUAUAUAUUACCAAUAAUAAUCACUCUUGUAGUGUAUUAUUAUUACUACGAUUUGAAAUUUCAAAUUAAAAUUUCUAUUCAAA